AUGCCACCUACAAGCAAGCCCAAGCUCGCGCAGUUGACGACUCCAGUCACAGCGACAUUUCCGUCCGAGCUCUCAGCUCUGUCGGCGAGGACGCCACGCUCGGCAGUCCCUGAUUUUAUCAAGGAGGAAUACAGCACCAAGACUCCGAUCAGUCCACCUACCGCUUACAUGGACUUCCUCCGGGCCAUGUCAGUAGCGUCGCCCGUGGUACCAGAGAAGCGAUCCGGCAGCUCCAGCGAGGAGGAAGAGGACCAUGCUCAGGACUCGAUGCCAUCAACGGCCAGCAGCGAGCACACCGACUGCUCGUGCAACUGUGGAAACCACAAGUCUCCCACUGCUGUGCCGCCUAGCCCGUACCCAACUCAUCCCAUGUCUGCGCCGCCAACCGGCGCCACGUCGUUCCCCAGCCUGCACAUUCCGCCAUCGCCCGCAGUCUCGACCAUGGACUCGCCCAUGAGUGCCACAGCGAGGUCGCCGUUCAGUGCGCGAUCAGUCCGCUCGCCGUUCGACUGGGAAUCGGCGCUCAAGUCCCGGUACUCACAGGACUGCAAAGCCACCAAGUCAUCCAAUCGUAGCGUGCGCCACAUCCGGGAGGUGGUGACGAGGACCGUCACUUACACGCCGAGGAUGAACCCAGCCCCCAAGGGCAAGCGGAGGCGAACCGAGUGCUCAAAGGUUCAGGCUCUGAAGGCAGCGCAGGCAGUCGCGGCCGCGGCCGGAGAGACGAAGCCACAACCGACCACGCGGUCAAAUUCGGCAUGA
Messenger RNA from Neoarthrinium moseri, 762 nucleotides. RefSeq lists its product as uncharacterized. The transcript has a single exon. Bases 1 to 762 code for a protein of 253 amino acids. Lineage: Eukaryota; Fungi; Ascomycota; Sordariomycetes; Amphisphaeriales; Apiosporaceae. The record is from RefSeq and is a predicted model, not a curated record.